Penicillium manginii is the source of this 1575-nucleotide messenger RNA. Its product is annotated as sugar porter family MFS transporter. NCBI's taxonomy places the organism in Eukaryota, Fungi, Ascomycota, Eurotiomycetes, Eurotiales, Aspergillaceae. Gene Ontology annotation, biological process: carbohydrate transport; transmembrane transport. The record is from RefSeq and is a predicted model, not a curated record. Bases 1 to 1575 code for a protein of 524 amino acids. Gene Ontology annotation, cellular component: membrane. The transcript has 3 exons. Gene Ontology annotation, molecular function: carbohydrate:proton symporter activity.
AUGGCCAAAAGAUUCUGGAACUUGCGAGGUCAAGCUUUGUCUCUCGCUCAAAUUCUUACAGUUGUUUGUCCGGCUUACGUCCUAUUUGGAUAUAAUCAAUCUGGACUUGGAAGUCUCACAUCAUUGUCCGACUGGGUCAAACACUUUCCUGAAAUCGACACAAUCAACACGACCGGGGUCCAGAAGAGCCACAAUGCAACAAUCCAAGGGGUUGUUAUUGCAACAUUCACACUGGGUGCGCUACCAGGCUGUCUCUCCUGCUCAUACACUGCGGAUAAAUUCGGUCGACGCCCAGUCAUAUUCAUGGGUGGUCUUCUGGCUUUGAUCGGUCAGGUGGUAGAAGCAUCCGCUUUCCAACUGGCCCAGAUGAUUAUAGGUCGAACAAUUCUCGGAGUUGGCAUUGGCAUGCUAAGUGGUACGGUUCCAACUUGGCAGAGUGAAUGCGCAAGCUCAAAAAAUCGGGGAAAGCAUGUUGUAUUGGAUGGGCUUUUCAUUGCCCUCGGGUACAUGUUGCAAGCUUGGAUCAACCUUGGCUUUUAUCAGUUCAAAUUGGGCCCGGUGACCUGGCGCGCUCCUACAGCAAUCCCCAUUGUCUUUGAAAUUGUUCUAAUAAUUUCAAUCAUCUUCCUACCUGAGUCUCCUCGGUGGCUUGCUCGACAAGGUCGCACCGAAGAGGCAAGGCUAUCCCUUGCUUCGUUCAGAGAUGCCAAUGAAGAUGCGCCCACCAUCACGGCAGAGCUUGCAGGAAUCGAGAGCUCUCUUGAAGAGACAGCCAAUAGUGCAACAUCCCUCAAAGAUCUACUCACAAUGGGAGAAGACCGCCUGCUAUAUCGUUUCGGCAUAUGCAUCUUAUUGCAGUUCUUCCAACAAAUGUCUGGUGGCAAUCUGAUAUCAGUAUAUUCCACAACAAUAUUUGAAUCAGGAUUGUCCCUUGAUGCACAGACGUCCCGUCUUCUUUCUGGUGGUGUCCUGACCUGGAAGUUCCUUUCUUGCUUUGUCUCCUUCUUUACUAUCGACAGAUUGGGCCGUCGAUUUGCAUUGAUGGUAAGCGGCACCGGCAUGGCUACCUGUAUGUUAGGCCUGGCCGUCGCAACCUCCUUUCCCAGCUCGAACUAUGCCGCCCAAAUAUUCAGUGUUCUUUUCGUAUUUCUAUUCAAUUUUUUCAUUCCAAUUGGAUUUCUAGGGGCUAAUUUCCUUUACUGCACGGAAGUUGCUCCCACUCGGCUGCGCGUUGCUAUGUCGAGCAUAUCAACUGCCAAUCAUUGGCUUUGGAACUUUGUGGUUACUAUGAUAACACCGGUCGCAAUCGACACUAUCGGGUACAAGUAUUAUAUUGUUUUUACUUGCAUUGGAUUCUGCAUCCCCCUAUCCAUAUAUUUCCUAUAUCCGGAGACCAUGGGACGUACCCUCGAAGAGAUUGACUUAAUAUUCCGGGAAAGCCCAUCUAUUUGGGCGACUGUUAGAUAUGCCAAGCAGCACCCCGGACAUGAUGGGCUCGGUAAUCAAGAUGAGAAAACACGAUUCGGCCACGAGGAAAAAUGUGAAAUAGCCAUGAGCGAGCGUGUCAGUGAUUGA